AUGAGACAAAUCUAUGAAGAUGUGAGCAGCUCAGCGAAGUCCAAAAAACUUCCUGUGAAAUGGAUGGCCCCAGAAUCACUCUAUCAAGGCCUUUACACUACCAAAAGUGAUGUGUACGUACAAAAGAUUCCCACUCUUUUAAACACAUUUCGAUACAUCGCUGCUGAGAAAACCUCAGCUACCCUAAAAAUCGUGAUCAGUGAGUGAGGAAACAGGCUGAUACCUGAUCAGUUGUAUUUGUGACAAGCCAUGCCAGUAGGUUUUUUUUGUUUUGAACUAGGCUUUAUGUCUGAAAUCAUAAAUAAGUGAUAAUCGGCAUCAAUUAUGUACGCAUUAUAGAGAGUAUUAUUACUAAGCACCAUGCUUUCUUUCUUUCUUUCUUUCUUGCUUUCUUUCUUACAUUUAAAUGCAACUGUGACCUCUAUUCAAUCACUAUUCUUUUGCAAAACUGCAUUAUUGAGUGCGGGGAAUGAAGAGUCGUGGACGUUGACAUUUGCAGUAGAAAUCUAUCCAAGGGAAUGAGCCGUAUUUUCAAAUAAUAACAUGUAUAUUUUUUCUUUCUCAUAACGUGAUCAGGAAGCGUACCAAACCCCACGCUGACCAACUCAGAGUUGUAUCGACUGCUUGGCACUGGUUAUCGCAUGGAAAGGCCUGACAUGUGCUCCGAUGAUGUGUACGUUUCUUGGUGAGAAUGGUCGUAAAGUUUACAAAUAGAUUCGAAUUUCCGUGCGUCUUCUUAGUUAUAAAUUAUAGCAAUGACCGUUGCAGAAGACAAGUCGGUUGGCGAUUUUGACGUUUUUUUCGAUCAAAUUGAUUACUGAACAGACGGAUAGCAAAAUCUUAGCUUAAAUAUUUGUUUCAUACAGCAAUAUGAUAGUGUUAACACUUUAACAGAGAUCGACUGCAAGGAUUUUUUUGUCCAUGUUUGAUAUUUCUUAAUUGAUUAAAACUUGGUAUUUUUCUCUUACCUGGUAACAGCUUUAUUAGCAAAAUUUGGCGAUGUUGGAUAAUUCUUUCAACUUUAAACAACAUUUCCAGCAGACCAUUCCAAAACCAUCCACCACGCGAGGGUCCCGUUGCUGUCGUGUUUUCUCUCGCGUGUCGCACGUGCGUGUACUUGAAGAGAUCCCCCAAAUGGAGAGCUUGCUCGCAGGCUAGGCAAGAAACCGACAAGCCUAAUGAUCCGGCGUGAGUGGCUCCCAGCUGGUCUAAAGGAAAAACUGUUCUACUAAAUUGGGGUAUCUUACGUCAAAUAGAAACGGUUUCUAUGUACGUAAUAAUGGAAUGGAACUCUUACUAACUUAAAUUGUUGUUGUUGUUGUUUUUUAUUCAUAACAGAUAUGAGCUGAUGACUGACUGUUGGAAGGAGGAACCACGCUCUCGUCCCAGUUUCUUUCAGAUGAUCGAAAAACUGGAGGUGAUGAUGCAGAGUGAUGCACCAUACUUGGAUCUAAACAAACAUAAUGAAGAUCAUCCGUAUUACAACGUGCCCCCUGAAGCUAGUGGUGACUAAUGUGAAGAAGGAGCUUCCCCAAUA
Messenger RNA from Porites lobata, 1537 nucleotides. The record is from the annotation of a GenBank genome assembly. NCBI's taxonomy places the organism in Eukaryota, Metazoa, Cnidaria, Anthozoa, Scleractinia, Poritidae.